Molecule: messenger RNA, 456 nt
Organism: Caenorhabditis briggsae
Lineage: Eukaryota; Metazoa; Nematoda; Chromadorea; Rhabditida; Rhabditidae
Exons: 3
Coding region: 1-456 (151 amino acids)
Molecular function (GO): protein binding
Source: RefSeq, a predicted model, not a curated record
AUGAGUAAUCCUGCAUCUUCAUCUGCCAGCUCGAAAUGUAAAUCAGCCGAGAACACUGAUGAUGACAGAACCCUAGCAGAAGAUGACCAGAUAGAUCAAAAUUCCGGCUCAAUGGAUCACCGUUUUGAGCGAGUCACAGUCACUUUGGAGAAGGUCGUUGGGAAAAAGUUCGGACUCGGAAUCGUUUCGGUCCACCAACGUAUUCUCGUAUGCAAGGUGGAGAACGACUCCCUGGUGAGCGGUGUUCUCAGAUACGGUGAUCAGAUAAUGGAAAUUAACAAGAAAGAGGUGUUGAACAAAAUCGACUGCAAGAAGCGAUUGAUGUCUUGUCUCAAAGACAAGGGACAUGUAGAAAUAUUGCUGAUGCGUCCAAAGACGCCGGAUGCAGUAAAGAUGAUUGAACAAGAAAUUCAGUUGUCUCAACAGCCAAGCAGUACUGUACAAUCGAAACAAUAG